Molecule: messenger RNA, 1484 nt
Organism: Pipistrellus kuhlii (Kuhl's pipistrelle)
Lineage: Eukaryota; Metazoa; Chordata; Mammalia; Chiroptera; Vespertilionidae
Gene: MRPS30
Product: mitochondrial ribosomal protein S30
Exons: 5
Coding region: 38-1408 (456 amino acids)
Biological process (GO): translation
Cellular component (GO): mitochondrion; mitochondrial large ribosomal subunit; ribosome
Molecular function (GO): structural constituent of ribosome
Source: RefSeq, a predicted model, not a curated record
GCGGAAACCCGCCCCCGCCCGGGAAGCCCGGGCAAAGAUGGCGGCGGCCAGGUGGUGGCGGCUGGUGUCCCGCGCUCCGGGGCGGCCCCUGCACUCCGCGGCCCCGGCGGCCGCCGUGGGGGCUCCGGACGCCGCCGGCGCCGAGGGGGCGCCCCCCGUGGCGCGCUACCCGCCCAUCGUGGCCUCCAUGACGGCGCACAGCAAGGCGGCCCGGCAGCGGCGCGUGGAGCGCUGGCAGGCCCGGGUGCACGCGGCGCGGACGGCGGACGAGAAGAUGGGCAUCCUCACCAAGAUGCAGUUCAAGAAGUACGUGGUGCCCCCGCAGACCUUCGCGCUGCACGCCGACCGCUGGUACCAGGGCUUCACCAAGACCGUGUUCCUGUCGGGCCUGCCGCCGGCCGCCCAGCCCGGGGCCCCGCCGCCGCCGCCGCCGCCGGCCGCCGAGCCGGGGUCCCCGCCUCCGGCCGCCGCCCAGCCCGGGGCCCCGCCGCCGCUGCCCGCCCUGGCCGCCCUGCGCGCCGCCGCGGCCGACUGCCUCCUGCAGGAGCACUUCUACCUGCGGCGCCGCGGCCGCGCGCCCCUCUACCGGCAGGUGGAGGCCGUGGCCUCGCCCUUCCUGGACCAGCUGGUGGCCGCCCUGGUGGGCCUGCUCGGCGCGCACAACCCGGCGCUGGCCACCGCCGCCCUCGAUUGUAAACGCCCGGUUCACUUUUACUGGUGGCGUGGUGAAGAGAUCAUUGCUCAUGGUCAUCGGAAAGGCCGCGUUGACGCUGUGCGAUACCAAAUAAAUGAUAAACCACACAACCAGAUUCGAAUAUCCAAGCAGCUCCCAGAGUUUGUGCCGCUGGAUUAUUCUGUACCUAUAGAAAUUCCUGUUAUGAACUGUAAGCCAGACAAACUUCCAUUAUUCAAACGACAAUAUGAAAAUACCAUAUUUACUGGCGCAAGGACAGCAGAUCCGUACUGUUAUGGCCAUACCCAGUUCCACCUGUUACCAGAAAAAGUAAACAGGGAAAGGCUUCUGAAGCACAACCGUGCUGACCAGAUAGAAGUUGUUUUUAGAGCUAAUGCCAUGGCAAGCCUUUUUGCUUGGACUGGAGCACAAGCUAUGUACCAAGGAUUCUGGAGUGAAGCGGAUGUCACUCGACCUUUUGUCUCUCAGGCCGUGAUCACAGAUGGAAAAUACUUUUCUUUUUUCUGCUACCAAUUAAAUACUUUGGCACUGACCGCACAAGCUGAUCAGAAUAACAGUCGUAAAAAUAUAUGUUGGGGGACGCAAAGUAAGCCUCUUUAUGAAACCAUCGAAGAUAAUGAUGUGAAAGGUUUUAACGAUGAUGUUCUACUACAGAUAGUUCACUUUCUACUGAACAGACCGAAAGAAGACAAACAACCGCUGUUGGAAAAAUAAGAAGAAACAUUUGACUCAGGACUUUGGGCACCCUUCCAUUUUACUGAAGCAACAAUAAAAAGAAUUUUAAUGACAA